AUUUUUCUUCUCACCAGUUUUUUCUCUCUCAAAGAGUCCAAUGUUCUAACUCAGUGACUCGUUCGUGUCGGUCUUUAUUUUCUGUCGCUCUCGGUGAAUUGAUUCAAUGGCGCAUCUCUUCAGAGAUCUCUCACUCGGUCACUCAAAGAGAGAGUCGGCGCCGACGCCACCGCCACUGCACACUAUGCCUCAACCAAUGCCUAGCAGGCUCACCUCGACAGAUCUCCAAUCUCCACUCGGCCAACUCGCCUCUCAACUCACUGAUUCCGACCUUAGACUCACUGCUUACGAUGUCUUCCUCGCUGUAUGCCGUACCUCCUCCUCCAAACCUCUAUCCACUUCCGCCUCCUUCAAUUCCGAGUCCCCCAGUCUAAACUCGCCUAGUGAAAACCACAACCACUCGCCUAACUCGUCCGCGUUGCAGCGCUCGCUUACAUCAGUGGCUGCUAGUAAGAUGAAGAAGGCUUUAGGAUUGAAGUCGCCGGGCUCUUCAUCGGGCUCUAAGAAGAGCCCGGGUUCUGGGCCAGGCUCGGGACAGGGCAAGUCUAAGCGGCCUCUGACCGUAGGGGAGCUUAUGAGGAUUCAAAUGCGGAUACCUGAGACCAUCGAUUCGCGAGUUAGAAGAUCGCUUCUGAGAAUCGGUGGUGGCCUGGUUGGAAGGCGGAUCGAGUCAGUUGUUCUUCCAUUGGAGCUAUUGCAGCAGCUCAAGCAAUCUGAUUUUACUGAUCAGCAAGAAUAUGUUGAAUGGCAAAAGAGAAACCUCAAGGUUCUUGAAGCUGGUUUACUGUUGCAUCCUCGUGUACCACUUGAUAAUUCAAAUAAUGCAUCACAAAGGCUACGGCAAAUCAUCCAUGCAGCCCUAGAUAGGCCAAUAGAAACGGGAAAGAACAAUGAGUCAAUGCAAGUUCUUCGCACUGCUGUUAUGUCUCUUGCUUCCAGAUCUGAUGGGUCUUUUUCUGAUUCAUGCCACUGGGCUGAUGGUAUUCCACUAAAUCUUAGACUCUAUGAAAUCCUUUUGGAGACAUGCUUCGAUAUUAACGAUGAGACAUCUAUUAUCGAGGAAGUUGAUGAGCUUAUGGAGCAUAUAAAAAAGACAUGGGUGAUCCUUGGGAUUAAUCAAAUGCUCCACAACCUCUGCUUUACAUGGGUCCUGUUUCACCGUUUUGUUGCCACUGGGCAAGUCGAAAUGGACUUACUAUAUGCUGCCGAUAGUGAGCUAGCGGAUGUAGCAAAAGAUGCCAAGGCAACCAAAGAUCCAGAUUACUCCAAGAUAUUAAGUUCUACAUUGACUUCAAUACUGGGCUGGGCAGAGAAACGACUCCUUGCUUAUCAUGACACUUUUGAUAGUGGAAAUAUCUAUACCAUGCAGGGAAUCAUUUCUUUAGGUGUAUCAGCAGCUAAGAUUUUGGUUGAGGAUGUAUCCACUGAGUAUCGCAGAAAGAGGAAAGGAGAAGUUGAUGUAGCUCGAAACAGAAUUGACACUUACAUCAGGUCUUCAUUGCGCACUGCUUUUGCUCAGAUAAUGGAGAAAGCAGACUCUAGCAGGAGAGCUUCCAGAAACCAGUUGAAUCCUCUUCCUGUCCUUGCAAUCCUUGCUAAAGAUGUUGGUGAGCUAGCUGUUCAUGAGAAGCAGGUUUUCAGUCCAAUAUUGAAGGGUUGGCAUCCUUUGGCAGCAGGUGUGGCUGUGGCCACCCUCCAUGUGUGUUAUGCAAAUGAGAUAAAACAGUUUAUAUCUGGCAUUACGGAGUUGACCCCUGAUUCUGUUCAAGUACUGAGAGCUGCAGAUAAACUGGAGAAGGAUCUCGUGCAGAUUGCAGUUGAGGAUGCAGUAGACAGUGAUGAUGGUGGGAAGGCAAUAAUCCGCGAGAUGCCUCCUUAUGAGGCUGAAACUGCUAUAAGCAAUCUUGUUAAAGGGUGGAUCAAGACAAGAGUUGACAGACUUAAGGAAUGGGUUGACCGGAAUUUGCAACAAGAGGUCUGGAGCCCACAAGCAAAUCAAGAAGGAUAUGCCCCCUCUGCUGUCGAAAUUUUGAGAAUCAUUGAUGAAACUUUGGAUGCAUUUUUUCAGCUACCAAUACCAACACAUCCUGCAUUGCUACCUGAUUUGAUGGUUGGCCUUGACAGGUGUCUUCAAUAUUACAUAACCAAGGCAAAAUCGGGCUGUGGUUCACGCACUACAUAUAUCCCCACAAUGCCUGCAUUGACUAGAUGUGAGAUAGGAUCAAAGUUCCAAGGUGUGUGGAAGAAGAAAGAAAAGUUACAAAACUCACAGAAGAGAAAUUCUCAGGUUACAACAAUGAACGGAGAUAAUUCAUUUGGGGUGCCACAGCUCUGUGUUCGUAUAAAUACAUUGCAUCGUAUCCGAUCUGAGAUGGAUGUUCUAGAAAAGAGGAUCAUAGCCCACUUGAGGAACUGUGAGUCUGCUCAUGUGGAAGAUUUUUCUAAUGGUUUGAACAAGAAAUUUGAACUAACACCAGCUGCUUGUGUGGAAGGGGUUCAGCAAUUAUCAGAGGCAGUAGCUUACAAAAUCGUAUUCCAUGACCUAAGUCAUGUUUUAUGGGAUGGUUUGUAUAUUGGGGAGCCAUCGACUUCUAGGAUUGACCCUUCAUUACAGGAACUAGAGCAAAACUUGUUGAUCAUCUCUGACACCGUGCAUGAAAGAGUUCGUACUAGGAUCAUAACUGAUAUCAUGAAAGCUUCAUGUGAUGGGUUCUUGCUGGUUUUACUUGCUGGAGGCCCCUCUCGUGCUUUCACUCGUCAGGAUUCUCAAAUUAUAGAGGAUGAUUUCAAAGCCCUUAAAGAUCUAUUUUGGGCCAAUGGAGAUGGUUUGCCUGCCGAUCUCAUAGAUAAGUUUUCAGCUACUGCAAGAGGAGUCCUUCCCCUCUUUAGAACCGAUACAGAUAGCUUAAUUGAGCAGUUCAGACGUGUGACCUUGGAGACAUACGGCUCUUCUGCAAAAUCUAGGCUUCCACUACCUCCAACAUCAGGGCAGUGGAACCCUACUGAGCCAAACACUCUUCUACGCGUGUUAUGUUACCGGAAUGAUGAGACAGCUUCUAAGUUCCUAAAAAAGACAUACAAUCUACCCAAGAAACUUUAGCUAUCUUGAGUUUGAUGUAUAUAGCAAACCAACGAAGGCCGCAUAUCGUGCAACAGUGAGCGCCUGCAAUAUUGUUCUUGUAAUUCCAUAUAUUUUCCGAGAUAGAUCCUGUCAAAAAUGCUUAGCAUGCCAUACCGGGUUGGCUGCAAAUGCCUAACGAUGUUGCACUAAUCUUGUGUAGUAUAGCGGGAAUGUUGGUGCUGAAAACCGGCCGCUUCUCACCAAGAUGCAAAGUUGGGAGAUAAAAAGAAACCAUAGAAGCAGAGUAUUUUCCAAGGGCUUGCCCAUGAGGAAAGGUUGGUGCAUAAUAUUUGAUUAUUACAAGAUUCAAUUAUGUCAAUAUAUGAGAUUCCUUCAGCUCUAAUCUUAUCUACUCUUUAGAAUUCUGGAGAACCUGUUCUUUUUCUUUGCAUCAUUGCUUGUUCAUUUUGCUUUUAAUUCGAUCGAUGCAUUUGGCGAUUGAUUGAUACAUGUUUAUAAUUAUAUACAAUUGUAUUGUGUGAAAUUUAGUGUUUGGUUA
Messenger RNA from Hibiscus syriacus, 3620 nucleotides. Its product is annotated as protein unc-13 homolog. The coding region runs from base 107 to 3100 and encodes 997 amino acids. The transcript is spliced from 5 exons. The record is from RefSeq and is a predicted model, not a curated record. Lineage: Eukaryota; Viridiplantae; Streptophyta; Magnoliopsida; Malvales; Malvaceae.